UAUCUGGCAUCAAGGGGAGAGAAAAAGCUUGUUAACAAAACGAAACCGAAAAAAAAAAAGGAAAAAAUCCCACCCUCAUAAAACAAACCAAAAGCCCCUCAAGCCCCCACUAUUCAUUUCCUAUUUUCAGAGACGUAUACACAAACACCUGUACCAAAAUUAAAAUCAAGUUUGUUUCCACUUUCCUCUAAACGAUCUUUUUAUUUGAUGAAAUAGGCCAAAAAGCAAAAUGGCAUUUCGUUCGUACUGAGGAAAAAAAAAAAAAAAAAAAAAAGAGUAAAAAGCCCAUUUUCGCACAAGAAUUCCCCUUGCUCUGCUGCGCUGCUUAUUCAGAUUCAGGUACAGUUUCUUAUCAUCAUCAUCAUAUACACACACAUAUUCCGUAUAUAGACAUAUAUGUCUAUGCAGCUAGCACAUUAGCACAGCUCAGCAAUACAAACCCACUUCUUCCAUUUGUCUCUUCCUUUCUAUGAGACUUUAUGCUCUUCCCUCUUAUGCUUUUCCCUCUCACUCCUCCCAUUAUUCUCCUUCUUUUUCAUCUUCUUCAAGUCUUUGUAAAGUCCAUUUCUCAUUAUCUUUUCUCACGGCCACCAAUCUUACUGGCUCUAAAGCCAGAUGGGUUCGCAUGGACUCCACUAAUCCUUCUAUCUCCGCUAGCCGCCAUAACCGCCGCAAAGAGAAGCUCCUUGUCAUCAUGGGUGCCACCGGAACCGGAAAGUCCCGUCUCUCCGUCGACCUCGCCACCCGUUUCCUUUCGUUCGAAAUCAUCAACUCCGACAAAAUGCAAGUCUACAAAGGCCUCGACAUCACCACGAACAAGAUUGGUUUACACGAGAGAGCUGGUGUGCCCCACCACCUGCUCGGCGACAUCGACCCGACCCACCGAGGUGAGUUAUCUCCGUUGGAAUUCCGCUCAGUGGCCGGGGAGACGAUAUCGGACAUCGUUUCCCGGCGGAAGCUGCCGGUGCUCGUUGGUGGGUCGAACUCGUUCAUUCAUGCGCUGGUGGUGGACCGCUUCGAUCCCAACUCGGAUGUAUUCGACGGGUCGGUUUCCGUUUCGGUCUCGUCGUCCGAGUUGAGGUAUAACUGUUGCUUCCUCUGGGUCGACGUUUCGAUGAAGGUCUUAUCGGACUAUUUAUCGGACCGGGUCGACGAUAUGCUUGAUUCGGGAAUGUUCGAAGAGCUGGCCGAGUUUUACGACCCGGAAGAGGACCAUUCGGAUGCGGGUCGGACCGGGUUGAGGAAGGCGAUAGGCGUGCCGGAGUUCGACCGGUAUUUUGAAAAGUACUACGGAAGAGAGGUGGAGGGUGAGAGAGAUAGGAUGCGGAGGGAAGCAUACGAAGAGGCGGUGAGGUCGAUCAAAGAGAACACGCAUCAGCUGGCGAAGAGACAGGUAGGGAAGAUCCUACGGCUGAGAGAGGGAGGGUGGGACCUACAGAGAGUGGACGCGACGGAGGCUUUUAGAGCGGUGCUGACGUCAUCGGGGAGGUGGUCGGAAAUCUGGGAAAAGCAGGUUAUGGAACCAAGCGUGAAGAUUGUGAAGCGCUUCUUGGAAGAGUAGGUUUUUUUUUUCCAGCUAAUUUUUAGGCUUUUUUUUUUUCCAGCUAAUUUUUCUUUCCCCUUAAAUUUUUUUUUUUUUUUUCCAGUUUGUUAAAACAAUUUUGGGGGUUAGGUUUUCCGCAUGAAAUUUAUUUCUUUUUUCUUUUUCUUUUUUUUUUAAAUUUUUUAUUAAGAGCUAUACAUGCAUUAGAAAUCUUGACUAGAACUGGGUUUGAUUUGUAGCAUUGGAGAUUUGGGGGAGACUGACCUAAAGACAAAUGAGGAAAAAAAAAAAAAAAAAAAAAUCAAUAUACCAAAUGCGAGAAAGAAAUUAAUAUAGAAUUUUGAAAGUUUUCGGUUCUCAAUUUUUUGUUGUAAAGUGUGUGAAAAGAGUAAGCAAAUCACACAGAGAAGAGUGGUACUCCUCUGAAGCACUCUUUUCUGAGUUACUUUUGGUUUUUUUUUUUUUUUUUUUCCCUCACUCUCUCUCUCUCUCUCUCUCUCUCUCUCUCUCUCUUUGUAUUGUUGUUGGUGUCAAUGUCAAAGCCAAAUGUAUGCUUACAAAAUUGGCCUUUUUGGUUAUGGUUCUGGUUUGGUUUUGCAGCCUUACACCUUAUGGUGAUUAAAUCAUUUAUGGGUCUUUGAGAUUCACUGCCUUUCUUUUUGGGGUAGGGGAGUGUCGUAAAUCUUUCCUUUGGGUUCAACAAUUUUGUCCUCACAAAAGCCUUAAUUUUCUUUUCUUUUUCUUUCAAUUUGAUC
This is a messenger RNA of Ziziphus jujuba (common jujube), 2298 nucleotides long. RefSeq names its product adenylate isopentenyltransferase. Gene Ontology annotation, molecular function: AMP dimethylallyltransferase activity; tRNA dimethylallyltransferase activity. The transcript has a single exon. The record is from RefSeq and is a predicted model, not a curated record. Gene Ontology annotation, biological process: tRNA modification; cytokinin biosynthetic process. Gene Ontology annotation, cellular component: mitochondrion. Bases 470 to 1561 code for a protein of 363 amino acids. NCBI's taxonomy places the organism in Eukaryota, Viridiplantae, Streptophyta, Magnoliopsida, Rosales, Rhamnaceae.